AUGAUCGCAGGUCUCGAUGGUAUCGGUGCGGAUAUCGCUGGUAACGAGUUGAUUGGCGCUGGCGCCAUCUCACCUCUACCAUUCAGUGCACCCUCAUCGCCUGACCUUACACCUACGUCACCAGCCUACGCGCCCACGUCGCCAAACCAGCAGCACAAUCCCAUCGUCAUCGACUCUGAUUCCGACGACAACGCAGGCUACGCCGUCCAGUUCCAGAACUUCGAGAACUUCAGACGCCAUGUCGCUGAUGUGCGGAGUCGAGCAAGAGAGACGCGCAGGCCGAGGAGUAUCAGAACGAGACGGGCCGCUACUGCUGCUGCUGCUGCUGAGAGGGAGCGUGUCAGUGAGACCACCGCUGUGAACGGUGGGACUGGUACCGCCAGGUCUCGCGCGCUGAACCGUCUUCUGGGUAACGGAAGGCACCCGUUUCAGCCUUCUGAGUACACCGCUAGCGCUGGCGCUGGCGCGUCUCCUGUUCCCAUGACCGAGAUGUUGGAACAGCGCAGCGAGCCGCAGGAGCGACGUCUAGGAAGCGAGCUACGACGCGCAAGCAGGUUCGAUCAACCCGCCUCGCGAACUGCUAACCACGCGAGCGCCCGCCGAGUUCGAGCCCCAACACCAUACAGACAGACUCCGAGCCCAAACAACUCAGACACGCCGAUAGACCUUACCGCAGAUGAGCCUACCGAACUCCCCGCUAUUCAGUCAGGUUCUGCGCGCGAAGCUGUUCGCAGCAGGCAGCUCGAUCGCCGCGAAGCUUCCUUGUCGCGUCGCGAGCAGGUGCUUCUUGAGCGGCAAUUAGCGCUGAUUAGGCGGGAGGAAGCGGUUUCGACGCAGGAGGACAAAGCAAACGAGAUGAUGAACAUGUUGAGGAGGCAUAGAGAGGAGCUGGAGGAGAUGGUUAGGAGGCACAGGGACCCGUAUUGGGAGUGA
Messenger RNA from Alternaria infectoria, 933 nucleotides. RefSeq lists its product as uncharacterized. NCBI's taxonomy places the organism in Eukaryota, Fungi, Ascomycota, Dothideomycetes, Pleosporales, Pleosporaceae. The record is from RefSeq and is a predicted model, not a curated record. Bases 1 to 933 code for a protein of 310 amino acids. The transcript has 2 exons.